Metarhizium brunneum ARSEF 3297 is the source of this 1602-nucleotide messenger RNA. RefSeq names its product Cytochrome P450 monooxygenase aclC (gene aclC). The record is from RefSeq and is a predicted model, not a curated record. NCBI's taxonomy places the organism in Eukaryota, Fungi, Ascomycota, Sordariomycetes, Hypocreales, Clavicipitaceae. Gene Ontology annotation, molecular function: iron ion binding; oxidoreductase activity, acting on paired donors, with incorporation or reduction of molecular oxygen; heme binding.
AUGACAAUGGACUUUUCAUUUUCGAGCCAUACUCCAAUAGACGGCAUUUUUGGCGAAACUAGGAUUUCAGCUAUUAUUUAUUCCUUUGUCAUUGUACUGGCGAUUGUUCCGGUGUGCAUUUGGUACACAAUCGCAGAGGGAACCGCGGGAAAUCGUGCAAUUUCGUAUCUAAUCAGCCUUUAUCUUUGUUGGCGGUAUCCGAUCAAAUCAACUGAUGGAAAGACUCCUCUCCCGACAGCCUCGUACACGUUCCCCAACGGACAAGGCAACGUCGCCAAGUUUUUGGAAGGUGAAGAAGGGUCGCGUAAAUGGCAACAGGAAUUAGGGUCAAUGUAUCGAAUUUGGACGGGGUUCGACUCAGAAGUUGUCUUGAUGCGGCCAGAACAAGUGCAAACUGUCUUUAAAGACUCUCAUUUGCACGUCAAAGGUGAAUCUAUGGAUUCUGGCUGGCUCUGUGGGCAGGUUCUCGGAAAUUGUCUAGGUCUGUUGAAUCAGGGAGAGUGGGAUACAGUUCGUGCACCUUUCGUCAACACUUUUCAUCGCAAUCAGUCGUCAUCCUACAUUCCACUGAUUCAGCGGAGAGUGGAGAGACACUUUAACAAAUUGGAGGAAGCGAAAGAACAGAGCGACAAGGUCUUGCUAGUCAAGCCUUCUAAACAUCUCAAGUUGCUGCCUCUUUGGAUACUAUGUGAUAUCAUCUAUGGUGAUCUCACGGCAGCGAUGGAGCUCCAGUUUGAGGAGAUUAUUCCCCUUCGAGAGACACUCUGGUGCCAGAUCAUGAACGGUGGUGUUUCUCGAUUCUCUCUCAGUCGAUUCCUGCCAAUUUCGACCAACGAAAAACUGAAGAUGUUUAAGGAGAAGUGGACUCGCUUCAACGAUCAAGCUUACGACAGGGCUAAGCAAGCUUAUCCCAGCCAUCCGAUUGUCGGGUUGUACGAUGCUGUUGAGCAGGGGGUCAUGUCCAAAACCCAGCUACUUCACACUCUUGACGAGGCACUAUUCGCCAAUCUAGACGUCACAAUUGGGAAUUUCUCCUGGAUCCCACUUUUCCUCGCUGCACAUCCGGAUGUUCAAGACGAUCUGCGGCUGGAGAUAACUGCAGCAAGAAAGGAAGACACAGAGGACUUGUGGUCUCAGUAUAUUACGGGAAGCUCGACGUUGCUGAUGGCUUGCGUGCUUGAAUCCGCACGUCUCAAACCCAUGGCACCCUUUUCCAUCCCACAGGCUGCGCCAACUGACCGUGUCGUGGAUAAUUUUGUCAUACCCGCCGGCACAAACUUCAUUGUGGACACGUAUGCCCUCAACGUUCUCGAUCCAUACUGGGGUAAAGACAAUACCCAAUACCGACCGAGGCGGUUUUUAGAAACCAAAAGCGCCGGCGAGAUGCGCUACAGGUUCUGGCGCUACGGCUUUGGACCAAGACAAUGUCUCGGCAAAAAUGUUGCAGACGUGGUGCUUAAAGUGCUGCUUACGCACAUGGUGGAGAAUUAUCGCCUCAGGCUUUCGGCUGGAGAUGGUACGAAUAUUGGGGAUUGGGAACGUGUGGUUGGCUCAUGGAUAAGCUCAAGCAACUCCACCAUUAUUUGCGAAAGAGUAAAUUGA